AUAAUUUGCAUGCAUUCUUUUUAACUAUCCUUUUUCAAAUUUCUCUAGAUCUUGUAGAAACAGCUGCAUUCCUCAUGACACAAUGGCAUUGCCAUCCAACAACACAGACUUAACCUUGAUCCUCUCAAAAUUGUUAGAAGACUAUGUAGAGAAGAAAAACCACCCCAAGCCUCUACCCUUCAAUGAUUCUAAUGACCAUCUGGAAGUAGUGUUUAUACUUCUGCUACUUGGAUUUUUUGGAUUCAUCACCUUUGGGGUCAUGAUCAGCUAUAUCCGCUCCAAAAAGCUGGAACAUUCCAAUGAUCCCUACAAUAUCUACAUCGCCACCGAUCUCUGGCAGAAGAGGGAUAAAGCCAACUUGCAGGUCAAAGUAAUAGAAAAUUAUAAAUCAUGUUGUAUAUGGAAAAAUGAGCAUGCUGUUGAACAACCUACUAAUCAUAUCCCUGAAGCGAAAUCUUAA
Molecule: messenger RNA, 460 nt
Organism: Thamnophis elegans (Western terrestrial garter snake)
Lineage: Eukaryota; Metazoa; Chordata; Lepidosauria; Squamata; Natricidae
Gene: KCNE1
Product: potassium voltage-gated channel subfamily E regulatory subunit 1
Exons: 1
Coding region: 83-460 (125 amino acids)
Biological process (GO): regulation of ventricular cardiac muscle cell membrane repolarization; ventricular cardiac muscle cell action potential; potassium ion export across plasma membrane
Cellular component (GO): membrane
Molecular function (GO): transmembrane transporter binding; delayed rectifier potassium channel activity; voltage-gated potassium channel activity involved in ventricular cardiac muscle cell action potential repolarization
Source: RefSeq, a predicted model, not a curated record